Messenger RNA from Juglans regia (Persian walnut), 3433 nucleotides. RefSeq lists its product as uncharacterized. Bases 97 to 1971 code for a protein of 624 amino acids. The transcript is spliced from 5 exons. NCBI's taxonomy places the organism in Eukaryota, Viridiplantae, Streptophyta, Magnoliopsida, Fagales, Juglandaceae. The record is from RefSeq and is a predicted model, not a curated record.
CUCCCCCUCACUCUCCUCUCACUCUCAACUCUGCUCUUCCUCCCAACUCCUGUUCUCAAUUCGAGCUUCCGGUACAGCUCUCAGAACCUCUCAAUAAUGGUGGGGACGAAAAGGCAGUUCCUCCCACUUCUCUUUCUCUCCCUCUCCGCCUUCUUCUUCCUCUUCUUAUGCCACUCCUACUUCUCCUCCCCUAGCCCUAACCCUUACCCCAAUUUCAUCCAUUCCCUUCAAACUCAUGAUAUUAGCACUAAUCGUGGCAUUAUCAAUUCCCAGAAUUUCACUUUUAUAAUCAAGGUCCUAGCCUUCAACCGCCUGGACUCGCUCUCCCGCUGCCUCCGCUCCCUUGCCGCUGCCGACUACCUCUCCGACCGCGUCCAUCUCCAUAUCUACAUUGAUCAUUUUGCCCCCUUAAACAAUGACACCCUCGGAUUGGAAGGUUCGCAUCGCAUUCUGAGCUUCGUGGAUGCGUUCGAGUGGUUGUUUGGAGAAAAGAUCGUGCAUUAUCGGACCAGGAAUGCGGGGUUGCAGGCGCAGUGGUUGGAGGCGUGGUGGCCGAGCUCUGACGACGAGUUCGCUUUCGUGGUCGAAGACGAUUUGGAGGUCUCGCCGCUCUAUUACAAAUUUCUGAGGAGAUUGAUCAUGAAUUUCUAUUAUAACGCUUCGAACUUUAGCCCCUCCAUCUACGGGGUUUCACUGCAGAGACCAAGGUUCGUCCCAGGUAAACAUGGAAACAAAAUACAAUUGGAUAGCAGAACACGACUUUUCUUGUACCAGAUAGUUGGCACUUGGGGUCAACUUCUCUUUCCAAAACCUUGGAAAGAAUUCAGGUUGUGGUAUGAUAAACAUAAGGUCAAAGGAAUCAAGCCAUUUCUUGAUGGGAUGGUGACAACGGGAUGGUACAAGAAGAUGGGAGAGAGAAUAUGGACUCCUUGGUUCAUUAAAUUUAUUCAUUCCCGUGGUUAUUUUAACAUCUACACCAAUUUUUUAAGCGAAGGAGCGCUCAGUGUCUCUCACAGGGAUGCUGGUGUUAACUAUGGAAAGACAGCUGGGCCUGAUUCUCAAUUAUUGGAUGGAAACUCCCUUGAUUUCAGUCUUUUGGAAGUGCCAACCUUGCGUAAUCUUAAAUGGUUUGAUUUCUGUUUCAGAGAAGUACGUCCUGGAAGAAUUGUAGGGAGCAUUGAUGAACUUGGCCCUGUUCUUCAAGCUGCACAGAAACAGCAGACCCUUAUUUUUAUAAGCCUCUUUGGAGUAUCGGCAUUGGUCACCAGGAACUUGAUAUGUCACUUUGAGAGGCUAAACAUUUGGAACUACAUACUUGUGGGCCCUGAAUCUGACUUACUGCUUGAUCUCGCAAGAAGGGGGCAUCCGGUGAUUAAUGGUGACAAAUUUUUUAGUAAUGUUAGAGAGCACAAAUCAAUGCUUUCUCAAUAUUCCAAGGCAGAGCCGAUCAAGCAGAUUUUAGUCAGGGCCUAUGUAAUCAAGAAGUGUUUGGAGUAUAGGUAUAAUUCUUGGAUGGUGGAUGGGAACAUGCUUUUCUUCAGUAGUGGAUUGUUUCUUGAUUCCAUUGAUCCAACCUAUGAUUUCUAUGUUGGGAAGAGCUUAGAACUUUUAUAUGUCAAAGGCUCAUAUUCUGCCGAGAAAUUCUGGGUUGGCAAUUUAUUAUCCAAGGUGGAAGCAAUGAUGAACUCAAGGAAAGUCGCAUUGUCCAGGGAUGGAGUUAGUUUUGUGUACAUAGCAGCUAAAUUAUUGGAACAAAAGGGUGAGAAGAUUAUGGGGCUCGAUGAGACAAGCUUUGGCAUAAAGAUUGGCACCGAAAAUGUGAAUAAAUCUUCUAUAAGGGAUGGGAAGAAGAUGGUUUUUUGGUCUUCUGAGAUAGGUCUAAAUAUAAUUCAGAUGCGGCUUCAGGAGUUGGGUAUGUGGAUUCUGGACAGUGACUCAUCGUGCAGGGCUGUUGCUUGCCACAGAUUAUAGCAUCUCUAAUGGAUCCAAACACUAAAACAUUUUCUGUAAUCAAUCUGUACAAAAUAUUGCUCAAAUUUUUUUACACCCUACUACUUGAUAGGUUUGUCAAAUUUUCAUUGCACCAAUGCUCUAGAAUUGAUUUGCUCAGCCUGCAAUAAGUGUUUUGUGAUCGGAACACGCUUUCAGAUUGACUUCCAAUGCUGACCUUUCAACUUUCACUGGCCGGAUUACCUAUGUGAUGAGAUAAAUUAACACCAUGCUCUCCACGACUAAGAAUAAAGUCAUUUUUAAAAAUUUUCGUGAGCUAAAGUGUUGUUACUAUUGAACUUGACUUAAAAAUAUGAGAAAAUCUGCUCAGCCCCCGGUCUCCUACCGCACUCCACACACCUCCAACAUGGCAAACCGGGUCUAAUUCCACGUCACGGUUCUUUCCUCCCCUCCCUCACUUGACGAGACUUUCUCCCCCUCCUCAGUUCCCUUUCUCCCUCCCGAAAGCCAAUAUGUUUCUCCCCCUCCCUCACAUCCCUUUCUCCCUCCCGAAAGCCAGAUAUGUUUCUUCCCCUCCCUCACAUCCCUUUCUUCCCCUCCCGAAAGCACUCACCUGAUUCACCUUCUUCCAACAUCCUCACCCCAAUGAAAACCCUCCCAUGUCUUAGCCCCUUGCAAACUGUCACCCCCAUUUCUUUCCCUUCUGAAAGCCCAGCGAACACCACCUCACGCCGAGAUCCCCCAGCCCUGGUAUUCUCUCAACCUUGUAAGGCUAGAAGAAAAAUUUCUCAUCCUCACCCAAAUAGUCUUUCACCCAUGAAACCCUAGAAAAAAUUCGAAUCCUCACCCCAGCCCAAGGAGAAACCCCUUCAGAGCUUCGAGCCCCUCCUUCACCCUCUCCAAUGACCAAUGCCUCCCUCUGUCGUCGUCUCCUCCGUGGCAUUGCUUCGUUUCUGUUCAGCUCGCUUGCAGGAGUUGCAUAUAUGUCUUCUCUGAUUGAGAGGGCAAAAAAGUGCUUAGACUUUUCAGCCAGUGUUUACAUCACACAUCUCUUCAUAUGCAUUGUCUAUGGAGGUUGGCCUUCCUCAAUAACCUGGUGGAUUCUAAUGGUACUGGAAUUGCAGUGAUGGCUUUGCUAGGUGAAUAUAUGUGCAUUAGACGGGAACUGCGAGAGAUUCCCAAUACACACGAUACCAUUCAAAAAUAAUGUUGGAUAUGCAAAAAUGGGUUUGGACAACACUUUGGACACUUGCAGGACUGAAGAUUUAUGGAAAUAGUUGCAGCCAAAUAAUGGCUUUAGCUGCUGGUUUUGUCUUUGUUGUUGUAUUUGUUUAAACUCAAGUUAGAGAGAUACAAUACAUUCUUGUUGUUUUAUUUUGAAAACUGAACUGGUGUAUUUCCUUCCAUAGUUGUAUGUUGAGUUGUAAGUGUUAAUUAAUACUUGUGAAGUAGGAAGUAUGUAUUUAUAUGCAAUGGAAUGAGG